AAGGAAUUGGGCCAAAUUCAGCAAUCACACAGGACGUUUUAGACCACGCUGACAGACCACACCAAAAGAAAACGAACAGCUCCGACAGUUUUAAGGAGUUCUGCGUGGAAGUUACAAGACUUUUGGCAAGAGCGUGGAGCCUGCCGUUACAGAUGGAGAACUGGCAGAUGGCCAGUGCAGCUCCCAUCUCUGAGAAGGUUCCCAAAGUGAUCCUGGGAAGCACAGACUGCCAAUUGCAGCUUGCAACUCUGGGACCAGCCUGUUCUGCCUGGACCCCGCUUGUCCCUCUACCCACGUCGGUCUGGUCUCCGUUCAGAGCUGGCCCACUCUGCCUCUGACCUCCACCAAUGCCACGCCAUCCCGGCCUCUGAUACUUGUAUUCAACAAUUACUCCUGUCAUCCACCAAAUGACUCGUUUCUUUCCUCAAAGAAAGAGAAGCUGCCCAGGAGCUAACGGUGUUCACAGGUAGACAUGAGGCCUGGAGGAGCCAGUCCCAAGCCCCAGCCCCACCUGAAGCGGGUCAGGAAUCGGUGGAGCUCGUACCUCACCCUGCAGAGCCAAGUGCUGUGAGCCUGCUCUUCGUACUCAUAUUCCAGUUCUUCUCCUGGAGGAGGAAAACAACGAAAGCCGUUGAAAGGCCAACGGGGCCGAGCAAGGCGAGCCGGUCCUCGUGACGGAGGCCAGGCCAACUCGUGACCGGAGACGCCGGGGAACGGAGAGCCGCGUCUCCCAUUCCGGUUCAAGGUAACCCGUGAGGGUCUCCGGCACCAGGAAAUGACGACGAUAGCGGUGAUCACGCUCGCUACGUGCCACCCCGGGACUGAAGAUGUGUGGGGAGCGCCUUGCGUGGACUGAAACCCGGGACUGGGGACUGAGCUGAGCCCCUGCUGGGACCCAACGGGAAGCCCUCCCAAGGAAUACGGUCCCACACAACCCCACACGGGGCAGAGGUUCAGUGGUCGAAGAGCCGGUCUUCGUGCUUCGCCCCCCCCCCGAGCGUCCAAAGGCCCGGGCCGUCCGAAAGGUAGCGUCCCGCGAGGAGCCGGCCCGGCCUCGGCCCCAGGAGGGAGGCCCGCCCUCGCCGGGACCGGCAGGAGGUUGGCGUCGGCCGCCCUCGCCCUCCCGCCCGGCCGGGCCAUGCUGCGGUACUGGGGCGAGAUCCCGGGGUCGUCGACGCAGGCCAACCGCGGCUCCUUCGACCUGCUGCCCCGCGAGUUGCGGCCGGUGGAGGUGCAGGACCCGCCCCUCCAUCAGCCGUCGGCCCGCAGGCCGCGGCCGCCCACCAUGCUGGACGUCCCGUCGGAGCCGUGCAGCCUCACCAUCCACACCAUCCAGCUCAUCCAGCACAGCCGCCGGCUCCGCGGCCUCAUCGCCGCCGCCCAGGCCCAGCAGCCCCAGCAGCCCCAGCAGGCCCAGCCCCAGCAGCAGCCCCAGGGCCAGCAGCCGCCCACGGACGGCGACGGGCCCGAAGACGGCGAGCCUCUCCCGCCCCGCCCCGGCUCCCCUCCCCUCCCGGACGACCUCCUGCCCCCGGACGGCAAGACCCCCAGGCUGCCGUUCCAGCUCCGCCACAGCGACCCCGAGAGCGACUUUUACCGGGGGAAAGGCGAGCCGGUGACGGAGCUGAGCUGGAACUCGUGCCGACAACUCCUCUACCAGUCGGUGGCCACCGUCCUGGCCCACGCGGGCUUCGAGUUCGCCAACGAGAGCGUCCUGGAGACCCUGACGGACGUGGCGCACGAAUACUGCCUCAAGUUCACCAAGCUGCUGCGCUUCACCGUGGACCGGGAGGCCCGGCUGGGGCAGACCCCCUUCCCCGACGUGAUGGAGCAGGUGUUCCACGAGGUGGGCAUCGGCAGCGUGCUCUCCCUGCAGAAGUUCUGGCAGCACCGCAUCAAGGACUAUCACAGCUACAUGCUGCAGGUUAGCAAGCAGCUCUCGGAAGAGUACGAGAAAAUAGUGAACCCGGAGAAGGCGUCGGAAGACACCAAACCCGUGAAGAUCAAGGAGGAGCCCGUCAACGACAUCAGUUUCCCCAUCAGCGAGGAGCUGGAGGGGGAGCUGGCGCCGGGGGACCAGGCCCUGCCCGGGGGGGUGCUGCCAGCGCAGAACCUGGAGGUGGAAGCCUCCCCGCAGACCUCAGGUGCCGAGGUGAACGCUUCCCCUCUCUGGAACCUGUCCCAGGUGAAGAUGGAGCCCCAAGAGAGCGAGGAGGGCAGCGGGUCCGGGCACGGCGUCCUGGGCGGCGACGUCUUCGAGGAGCCCAUGUCGGGCAUGAGCGAGGCCGGGAUGGCCCAGAGCCCCGACGCCUCCGACAGCAGCUACGGCUCCCACUCGGCCGACAGCCUCAUGGGCUCCUCGCCCGUCUUCACCCAGCGCUGCAAGAAGAAGAUGAAGAAGAUGUAAGGUGCGGGCUGGAGGCCGGAGGACGAAGCCCCCCGCUCCACCCCGCCCUCGGGGACCAGGGCAGAGCGAUCCGUCGGCGUGCCGGAAUUCAAAGAGGAGAGCGGAGGGCGUCCCCCCUCGGCCCUAUCUUCCCCCCCCCCCGGGGACUUGGGAGGAUGCAGAGGAGAGGGGCUGGAGACCCGCUGACUUGUGCGGACAGAGACGCUAUUCAAAUAGAUGGUUGCAUUUUCCA
Messenger RNA from Ornithorhynchus anatinus (platypus), 2639 nucleotides. It is a transcript of the gene SUPT7L, whose product is annotated as SPT7 like, STAGA complex subunit gamma. The record is from RefSeq and is a predicted model, not a curated record. Gene Ontology annotation, molecular function: protein heterodimerization activity; transcription coactivator activity. Gene Ontology annotation, cellular component: SAGA complex. The transcript has 10 exons. Bases 1139 to 2407 code for a protein of 422 amino acids. Lineage: Eukaryota; Metazoa; Chordata; Mammalia; Monotremata; Ornithorhynchidae.